Molecule: messenger RNA, 742 nt
Organism: Elaeis guineensis (African oil palm)
Lineage: Eukaryota; Viridiplantae; Streptophyta; Magnoliopsida; Arecales; Arecaceae
Source: RefSeq, a predicted model, not a curated record
AAAUGCAAAGUAGUAUAUGUUUUUUUUGCUUGCAUGUAAAUACCAACCAAUUUACAUUUUCUUACUCUUGUUUAGGCCCAUCAUGAUUUUUAUUAUUUGAAUUGUAUUUUUCUUCUGCAGUUGAAACUAUUUUGCUGGCUUUUCAGAACUACAUCUUGAUGCUUGGCACUACUGUGAUGAUUCCUUCAAUUCUUGUUCCCCUAAUGGGUGGAAGUGAUGGUGACAAGAUUCGGGUCAUACAAACUUCAUUAUUUGUGUCUGGCAUCAACACACUUUUGCAAGCAUUGUUUGGAACACGUUUGCCAGCCGUUGUGGGUGGUUCUUUUGCUUAUGUUAUACCAAUCCUUUAUAUAAUACGUGACUCGGCACUGCAACGAAUCCCUGAUCCACAUGAACAUUUAGUUAUCAUAAAGAUGGAUAACAUGGAGUCUUCCAUCUAUCAAUCCAACUUGCAGAGAUUCCUACAAACCAUGCGUGCUAUUCAAGGAGCACUUAUCAUAGCAUCAAGUUUACAAAUAAUACUUGGCUACAGCCAGUUGUGGGGUCUCUUUUCAAGGUUCUUGAGUCCUCUUGCUAUGGCACCUGUGAUUGGAUUGGUUGGUUUAGGGCUGUUUGAACGAGGUUUUCCUGCGGUAGGAAACUGUGUGGAAAUUGGUAUACCGAUGCUUCUAAUGCUCAUUGGGUUGUCACAGGUUCUUUUUUAAUCUUCUAUUAUAAUGUUACCUCUCUCUCUCUCUCUCUC